ACCGUCACUUCCGCCCCUCUCUGUAGCGCAAAGACUGCUGGGAAAUUUUUUUACCGAGGAAGAAUCAUGAGGUAAACUUCAAAACGAGCACAGAAGAGGUUUUAAGAGAGAUCAGCUUUCCAGAUGAAACAAGGUUAGAGAAGGUCCUCCAGGUGACAGACAUCCAGUCAUGGAGGACAUCAACACUGUGAUGUCCUGGUUUUCCAGCCCCGUCUACAGCCGCUAUUGGCAGCACUACCGCCAGGCCAUGGCUUGGCACCAAAGACACAAGCGUGCCUACCAAAAAGCCUUGGAGGCUGCUUAUGGCCCCACCUACUGGCAGGAGGAGCGUCCCAGCAGACAUCAGCGCUAUGCCGACUGGCAACCUGAAGAGAACAGCCAAGAUGGAGAAGAUGAUGAUGAGGAAAGAAGCUCGGAGAGCGAAAUCGAGUGUGACGUCAGCAAUAUGGAGAUCAGUGAGGAGCUUCGGCAGUACUUUGCCCAAACAGAGAGACACAGAGAGGAGCUGAAGAAGCAGCAGCAGAUGGAGGCAGAGCAACACGACGGCUACGUGCCGGCCGACCACGACCUGCACAGCGUCUCCUGGCGAAGCAGUGUCGCUCCUCCCUCCGAGCGGCCUGGUGAGAGACGCGUGGCUGAGAUGAAGAAGCUGUACGGCAAGGAUGCGGCCAAGAUCCUGGCCAUGGAGGCGGCGAUGCAGCUGACUUUUGACCGGAACUGUGACCUCAAGCAGCCAAAAUACUGGCCAGUCAUCCCUCUGAAACUAUAACAGCUACAGAGCUGUAAAGUGAUUUAGAGGGGUUUCAAGCGCUUGUCCUUAUUUUUGUUAGGUCGGAUGUGAAGGUUCUGAUCCAUCAGCUGUUGUUUGUACUUAAUCUUCUGAAGCUGCUAACACAUAGCAUCACCUGGAAUUCCCUUUCUCCUCUCAAAACAAGCACCUGUAAGCGGAACAUUUGGUUAAGGGUCAGAGGUAUAGUAGACCUGAUGUAAAUGUAGUCAAACAACAUUUGUUUGUUUCCUCAUAAUCUGGUUUUGUUUAGCCUCUGGUGCUUCCUGCUGCUGCAGCUCCUCUUAUGUCUGUCAGCUUAGUUCAGCCACUAAAACAGAAACAUCCCUGCAUGGCUGCUUCUGAUGUUCCAGUUUCCAACAUAUACUGAGGGUAGUUUUGUUAUUUCUAAACCACGCUGCUCUGAUUUGGCAUUUUGUUGGGUUCAUUUGCUUUCUCAGAAGAUGCUGAAGGAUUUGUUUUCAUCUUGUUUACACAAUGUUUUAAAAUGGAUGUUUCAGUAGAAGUUUUAUUAAUAAUAAAAUGUUGUAAGCCAAAAAAAAA
This is a messenger RNA of Melanotaenia boesemani (Boeseman's rainbowfish), 1330 nucleotides long. It is a transcript of the gene gemin8, whose product is annotated as gem (nuclear organelle) associated protein 8. The record is from RefSeq and is a predicted model, not a curated record. The coding region runs from base 170 to 769 and encodes 199 amino acids. Gene Ontology annotation, biological process: spliceosomal snRNP assembly. Gene Ontology annotation, cellular component: SMN complex. The transcript is spliced from 4 exons. NCBI's taxonomy places the organism in Eukaryota, Metazoa, Chordata, Actinopteri, Atheriniformes, Melanotaeniidae.